CUUAGCGCACUCCGUGCGCCGGAAGCCAGCUGCUGGCGGUCGGGUUCUGCGCGUCAGAUGAAGGAGGAGAGAAGGCUAAGACAAAGUUGUAUGUCGGGAGAGCACGGGCGCGUGCGGCCCUGGGGAGGAGGAAAAGCCUAAAGAUUAGGUUGUAAGAAAAACCGAAGCCAUGUUUCGAAGACCUGUGUUACAGGUAUUCCAUCAGCUUGUAAGACAUGAGUCUGAAGUAGCCAGCACUUUGGUUCUUGAGCGAUCUCUGAAUCGUGUUCAGUUACUUGGACGAGUAGGUCAGGACCCUGUCAUGAGACAGGUGGAAGGAAAAAACCCAGUCACGAUAUUUUCUCUAGCAACAAAUGAGAUGUGGCGAUCAGGGGACAGUGAAGUAUACCAAAUGGGUGACGUCAGUCAAAAGACGACAUGGCACAGAAUAUCAGUGUUCCGACCAGGCCUCAGAGAUGUAGCGUAUCAGUAUGUGAAAAAGGGGGCUCGUAUAUUUGUGGAAGGGAAAGUGGACUAUGGUGAAUACAUGGAUAAAAACAAUGUGAGGCGGCAAGCAACAACAAUCAUAGCUGAUAACAUUAUAUUUCUGAGUGACCAGACGAAAGAAAAGGCAUAGAACGGAUGAUUCUUCUUUGAUCAUUGUUUGGUACAGUCUCCUUUGCAAAUCAUGUAUAGUCUAUAGUUUAAAGAUAAAAAUUAAAAUUUUUAUAUAAAAUGA
Messenger RNA from Apodemus sylvaticus (European woodmouse), 718 nucleotides. It is a transcript of the gene Ssbp1, whose product is annotated as single stranded DNA binding protein 1. NCBI's taxonomy places the organism in Eukaryota, Metazoa, Chordata, Mammalia, Rodentia, Muridae. Gene Ontology annotation, cellular component: mitochondrial nucleoid. The record is from RefSeq and is a predicted model, not a curated record. Gene Ontology annotation, biological process: positive regulation of helicase activity; mitochondrial DNA replication. Gene Ontology annotation, molecular function: single-stranded DNA binding. The transcript is spliced from 7 exons. Bases 170 to 616 code for a protein of 148 amino acids.